Salvia miltiorrhiza (redroot sage) is the source of this 1860-nucleotide messenger RNA. RefSeq names its product FHA domain-containing protein DDL-like. Gene Ontology annotation, molecular function: mRNA binding; protein binding. The coding region runs from base 364 to 1566 and encodes 400 amino acids. The record is from RefSeq and is a predicted model, not a curated record. The transcript has 11 exons. Gene Ontology annotation, cellular component: nucleus. Lineage: Eukaryota; Viridiplantae; Streptophyta; Magnoliopsida; Lamiales; Lamiaceae.
AACCAUACAACACUAUCUCACGAAAAAACCUAAAACUCUUUCAGACCCUAACUGCCGCGGCGCCGCUACCCACCCCACACGCCGGCUGCCUCCAUUCUAUCCUCCGGCACGGCCGCCAUCCUGCCACGGCGCCGCCUCCCUUCUCCCUUCCCCUUCGGCUCAGCCUUCUCUCAACUCCAACGCCACAGCGCGCGGCCUCUCCUCCACAGAGUGCCGCUUCCACCUUCGGCAUUCGCCACCAGCAGCAGUGUCCCCUCCUCGCCGCAAAUUACUCCUCUGUCCUUAGGCGAAGCAAGAACAAGGGCUGUCAAGGAUGGUUUUAUAUAUAGGUAGAUAUAUUUUCAUUGAUGCAGUACUUAUUCAAUGGGGCGCCGCAACUCUGUAUCUCCUGUCAGAACUGAUAGGUCUCCUCGUAGAAGAAGCCCCUCUCGUAGAGAAAGAUCUCCUGCUCAUGAAAAAAGAAAGUCUCCUCCCAAUCACAGGAGUUCAAAUGCAGAUAGGCUUUCAAGUCGUACUAGAUCACCUAAACGAGCUAGAUCAAGAUCCCCUGCAUCUCAUUCACCUGUGAGGGAGAAAAUCCAUAGCCGCACCAAACCCCCAAACCCUAGAAAAUCACCAUCUCGCUCCCCUAUUCAUGUCAGACAAAAACUUUCAAGCCGGACGAGAUCUCCGAAUCGGGAGAAAUCAAGGUCUCCGCCACCUCUUUCACCGCGUAGCAAAAGAUUACAAAGAACUAAAUCUGAACGAGAUGCUGACAAAGGGAGCGAGAGGGAAUACGAGAAAAAUCACAAUAGGAAGAGUGAUAGAGCUGCUCGUGAGGAAAAGGAAUUAGGCAGGGAUUUACCGGUUGAGAAGAAAGAGAGAAAGUUAGGAAGGGAUGCUGCUGGUAAUGGUUCUAGAUCCAGACACGAACGCUCCUGUUCACCUUCUGAUCGUCACCGCAGGGGUCAACGGAGAUCUAGAUCGCCUUCUACUGCUGACAACAGAGGACGUAAUGAGCUGGCGAACCCAAGAGAUGAUGAAGAUCGUAAUGGUGACAGCGAGGCUCUAGCUAAGAUGAGGGCCGUGGAAGAAUCAUUGGAAGCAAAGGAAAAACAUAAGCCUUCAUUUGAGCUGUCCGGAAAACUUGCAGCAGAAACCAAUCGAGUAAGAGGUGUAACACUGCUGUUUAAUGAGCCACCUGAUGCUCGAAAACCAGAAGUAAGGUGGCGGUUGUAUGUUUUCAAGGGUGGUGAAGUGCUCAACGAUCCUCUUUAUGUACAUCGUCAAAGUUGCUAUCUUUUUGGUAGAGAGAGAAGGGUUGCAGACAUCCCAACAGACCACCCAUCCUGCAGUAAACAACAUUCGGUUCUUCAGUAUAGGCAAGUAGAGGAGGAAAACCCAGAUGGCGGCGUGACAAAACGAGUGAGGCCUUAUUUGAUGGAUCUUGGAAGCACCAAUGGGACCUUUGUCAAUGAUGAGCGGCUUGAACCUCAGCGAUACUAUGAACUGUUUGAGAAAGACACUAUCAAAUUUGGCAAUAGCAGCCGCGAGUAUGUUCUGCUGCAUGAGAAUUCUACUGGAUGAUGCUAUCUGUUCCCUGCCAAAAGCUCUUAGAAGUCCCUUUUUGCUAUACCGAGUCGUCUGUAGGAUGAAGGAAACAAUCGGCAGCAAUCCUUGCUCAAGUAUAAAGACUAAAUAUACUGAAACCAAGCUUUAUUUUACGAUCAUGGCUCUAUUUAGUCGUAAAUUAUCUGGAAUUUUGCACUAAAAUCUAAUUAAGGCUUUUCAUUGCACACAUUUGUAAAUUGAUGAAAUGGAAUGUGUGAAAAUGCUGCCUUUUUUCUGUUUUGAUUUGGUUUGAAAUUAGCACUUGAAGUU